Messenger RNA from Hymenoscyphus albidus, 351 nucleotides. The record is from the annotation of a GenBank genome assembly. NCBI's taxonomy places the organism in Eukaryota, Fungi, Ascomycota, Leotiomycetes, Helotiales, Helotiaceae.
AUGGCUUUGACUACAAAUUGCAAAGAAAUCAUAUAUAUCGGAAUAACAGGACACGACAGGGGAACCGGGAAGAUUACAGAGGAAGCGUUGAAAUCGUUGCAGAAAGAUAAAAAGAGAGGUACGAGUUUUUUGAAAUACUUGAAUCUGAUUGAUCAGCGUGGCGGGUCCAAGUUUACGAAGGCUUGCAAAGCUUUGACGAAAUCUAGAAGUAUCUUGGCGAUAGAUGUGGGACGGACGGAUGGAGAUGGUAUUGCGGCCUCGUUUGUUGCGAGUAUGACGGGUGGCGAGGAUACUUCCAUAUGGUUUGGGGGGAAGAUGGUUCCUGAGAGUACUGGGUAUGGUUUCUAUUAA